Messenger RNA from Rhizoctonia solani, 681 nucleotides. Its product is annotated as glyoxylate pathway regulator. The coding region runs from base 1 to 681 and encodes 226 amino acids. The record is from RefSeq and is a predicted model, not a curated record. Lineage: Eukaryota; Fungi; Basidiomycota; Agaricomycetes; Cantharellales; Ceratobasidiaceae. Gene Ontology annotation, molecular function: acetate transmembrane transporter activity. Gene Ontology annotation, cellular component: plasma membrane. The transcript has 7 exons.
AUGUCCGCUCCCAUCACUUCUCAAACCCCCGCCGAGUUCAAGUCUAGGGAAUCCUAUGAUCGCUCCCAGCCUGGAUUUGCCACCUACAGACGCAGAAUUGCCAACCCAUCUCCUCUUGGCUUGUUUGCCUUCGCUCUGACCACUUGGGCAGUUUCGCUCUAUGCUGUCCAGACCCGCCAUGUCAAGAUUGCCAACCUCUCCUUGGCACUUGCACUUGCCCUUGGUGGUCUUACCCAACUCUUGGCUGCCAUGUGGGAGUUCGUGACCGGCAACACUUAUGCAGUUACUAUGUUUGGUAUGCUCUCUGGAUUCUAUCUCAGCGCAGGAACGAUCUUCUGGGCCGGCAGCGGUAUCGAAGAUGCUUAUGAGGGUACUGGAAGCUGGACCGACGCUCUUGGUAUCUAUUUCUCCGCUUGGUUCAUCUUCUCUGUCGUCAUGCUUGUCGCAUCUGUUCGCGCUAGUGUUGUCAUGACCACUCUCUGGUCUUCCAUCGUCAUGACCAUCAUGCUCGCUAUGAUCUCCGCUUUCGUCGAAGAGGUCAAGGUCCAGAAAGCCGCCGGUGCCUUUGGUAUCCUUACUUCUGCUAUUGCCGCCUGGGCUGGUGCCGCCGGUAUCUGGACUAAGGAUCAUGCAUUCUUCGAUCUCCCCACUGAUUCUCACCGCCCUGAUGCUGCUGUCUAA